Messenger RNA from Serinus canaria (Common canary), 10027 nucleotides. RefSeq names its product suppressor of glucose, autophagy associated 1 (gene MTCL2). Bases 190 to 4587 code for a protein of 1465 amino acids. The record is from RefSeq and is a predicted model, not a curated record. Gene Ontology annotation, biological process: insulin receptor signaling pathway; regulation of autophagy. Lineage: Eukaryota; Metazoa; Chordata; Aves; Passeriformes; Fringillidae. The transcript is spliced from 16 exons.
CCGCUGCCCGAGGAGCCCUCGGCCGCCUCUGUGGCCAGCAGCCGCCUGCAGCUCAGCACCUCGCUCGCCUUCUCCGACCUCACCGAGGAGCUGCUGGACGCCGGCACCGACGGGCUGCUCCGCGAGCUGGAGGACUUGCGCUCCGAGAACGACUAUCUCAAGGAUGAGAUCGAGGAGCUGCGCGCCGAGAUGCUGGAGAUGCGGGAUGUCUACAUGGAGGAGGAUGUGUACCAGCUGCAGGAGCUGAGGCAGCAGCUGGACCAGGCCAGCAAGACGUGCCGCAUCCUGCAGUACCGGCUGCGCAAGGCCGAGCGCCGCAGCCUGCGCGUGGCACAGACCGGCCAGGUGGACGGCGAGCUCAUCCACAGCCUCGAGCAGGAUGUCAAGGUGGCCAAGGACGUCUCUGUGCGCCUCCACAAUGAGCUGGAGGUGGUGGAGAAGAAGAGGAUCAGGCUGGAGGAGGAGAACGAGGAGCUGCGCCAGCGGCUCAUCGAGACCGAGCUGGCCAAGCAGGUGGUGCAGAACGAGAUGGACAAGCUCAGAGAGAAUUCCCUGAAGAAGCGAGGGUCUCGCUCCUUGGGCAAGACUGAGAAGAAGCCAUCAGUGCAGGAGGACAGCGCAGAUCUGAAGUGCCAGCUGCAUUUUGCCAAGGAGGAGUCAGCCCUGAUGUGCAAGAAGCUGACCAAGCUGGCCAAGGAGAACGACGGCAUGAAGGAGGAGCUGCUGAAGUACAGAUCCCUGUACGGGGACCUCGACAGCUCCCUCUCCGUGGAGGAGCUGGCUGACUCUCCCCACUCCCGGGAGGCCGAGCUGAAGGUCCACCUCAAGCUGGUGGAGGAGGAAGCCAACAUCCUCAGCCGGAGGAUAGUGGAGCUGGAGGUGGAAAACCGCGGGCUGCGGGCGGAGAUGGACGACAUGAAGGGCCAGGGAGACAGGGAGCUGCCGGGGCAGGACGCGCGGUUCCUGGUGGGCGUCUCCAGCUGCGGGGACACGGGGGACACGGUGGCCGAGCUGCGGCGGCACCUGCAGUUCGUGGAGGAGGAGGCCGAGCUGCUGAGGCGCUCGCUGCUGGAGCUGGAGGACCAGAACAAGCUGCUCCUGAACGAGCUGACCAAGUACAAGUCGGACCACGAGCUGGACGUGACGCUGUCGGAGGACAGCUGCUCGGUGGUCAGUGAGCCCUCGCAGGAGGAGCUGGCCACGGCCAAGGUGCAGAUCAGCGAGCUCAGUGGCAAGGUGAAGAAGCUGCAGUACGAGAACAGGGUGCUGCUCUCCAACCUGCAGCGCUGCGACCUGGCCUCCUGCCAGAGCACCCGGCCCAUGCUGGAGACCGACGCCGAGGCCGGCGACUCUGCACAGUGCAUCCCCACCUCCGGCUGGAGGGAUGGCACGGGUGGCAGCGAGGCCGACGAGCAGGACAGGGGGCUGGGCACUGGGAAGGUGCCCGAUGGCCCUGCCAAACUGCUCAAGCCCAAGGACCUGGAGACCUUGCUGGGCAUCCGGGACCAGGCGACGCUGGUCAGUAAAGCGAUCGAUGUCUUGAUUUCGGAUGCCAAUGGCUUCACCUCGGGGCUGAAGGCUUGCUUGGACAACGAGUGUGCAGGGGUGCUGCUGGGCGAGGCAGUGGGCAGCGGUGGUGACAGCCCCAGCGAUGCCAAGCUGAUGAAUGUGCUGUUGAUGAGGCUGGGCGUGCUCCAGCAGGACCUGGGCUGCUUCGUGAGGAAGGUGGACCACCUCACCGGUGGCUUCAAGGAGCACACGGACUUGUUCCCCUUCUCCAGCCCCAGCAGCCAUGAUGUCACCAAAGAGCAUGCCUCUGACUUCCAGCAGCCUGAUUUUAGGGACGCCGACCCUUUCCGCAUCCCCCACGCCAAGGACACGGACCCUGCCCAUGCCCGGAGCUACAAACCCUGCCGGGCUGAGGAGAACGACUCCUAUGCCACCGAGAUGAAGGAGCUGCAGCUGGUGCUGUCCGAGGCCAACGAGAGCCUGCGGGGGCUGCAGGAGCAGCUCUCACAGGAGAGGCAGCUGAGGAAGGACGAGGUGGACAACUUCUCACAGAAGAUCUGCCAGCUGAAGGAGGACCACCAGAAAGCACUGCUGCGACGGGAGUUUGAGCUGCAGAGCCUCAACCUGCAGAGGCGGCUGGAGCAGAAGUUCUGGAGCCAGGAAAAGAACCUGCUGGUGCAGGAGUCACAGCAGUUCAGGCAGAGCUUCCUCCUGCUCUUCAUGAAGCUCAAGUGGUUCCUCAAGCGCUGGCGCCAGGGCAAGGUGGUGCACAGUGAGGGCGAGGACUUUUUGGAGGUGAACAGCAUGAAGGAGCUGUACCUGCUGCUGGAAGAGGAGGAGCUAGCCCCGCAGCAACAGGCGGACAACAAGAUGUGUGCUGGGGACACCUGGACCCCCAACACGCCCAACGAGUGCAUCAAGACUCUGGCAGACAUGAAGGUGACCCUGAAGGAGCUGUGCACGGAGCUGCGGGAGGAGCGGCGCGGUGCCAGCGAGCUGCAGCAGCAGUUCACCAAGGCCAAGGCUGCCUGGGAGAUGGAGCGUGCUGAGCUCAAGUGCCACAUCGCCCAGCUGGAGUCAAAGGCAGGCAAAGGGAUUGCAGACCGUGCACUGCCAGACUGGAAGGUGGCACUGAAGAGGGAGCGUGAGGAGCACCAGCAUCUCCUGGCCGAGUCCUACAGCGCUGUCAUGGACCUCACCAAGCAGCUGCAGAUCAGCGAGAAGAACUGGAACCAGGAGAAGGUGGAGCUGCUGGCUCGCUUCAAGGAGGAGCAGCAGCAGGCAGAACAGCAAGCAAAGGAUCUGCAGAACAAACUCAACCAGUUGCAGAAAGGAUCCAAUCCAUGGGCAUUGAAGCAUUCUGAAAUGGAGAAGCACGGCAGCAACUGGAAAGAGGCUCUCAAUGAGAAAAUCACAGACAAGGAGACAAUCUCUGAAGCAGAAGCCAAGGGAACCAACCUCAAAAGGACCAAGUCUGUUUCCUCCAUGUCAGAGUUUGAAAGCUUGCUCGACUGUUCUCCCUACCUCUCUGGAAAGACCGUGCCAGGGCUGGGUGACCAUGCCCGGUGCAAAAAGUCAUCCUCAACCACCCAGAUGCUGCCCAACGGGAUCCGGGACAGCACCAGCCUCCCUCCCUCCAACUGUACAUAUGUGAAUAUCGAACAACCUGCCCCUGACAGCCUGGCCAAGGAGAAGCUGGGCAUCUCCUCCUGGGACUACUCACGAGCAAGUAACCUCUCCGGGCACGACCCAGCUCAGAAACAAAUCCAGAGGAGCUACACGGCACCCGACAAGACAGGGAUCCGCAUCUACUACAGCCCGCCGGUGGUGCGGCGGCUGGAGGCGCCUCUGGUGCACAACAAGGAGGGCAAGAUCAUGAUCGAGCCUGGAUUCUUGUUCACCAUGGCCAAGCCCAAGGAGCCAGAGGAGUCGGCCAGCGCCGAGGGCACCUACAGCCAGUGGCUGUGCAACUUCUCCAAGCAGCAGCAGGAGCUGCUGGACAGUGGCGCAGGGGAGAGCGCGGUGCCGCCGGUGCCGCGCUUCCCCCCCUCGCUGCACGACCUGGAGAUCUCCGGCAACAUGAGCGACGACAUGAAGGAGAUCACCAACUGCGUGCGCCAGGCCAUCCGCUCCAGCUCGCUCGAGAGGAAGGUGAAAAGCACCUCCAGCCAGACAGUGGGGCUGGCCCACGUGGGCACACAGACCAUCCAGACGGUGAGCGUGGGCCUCCAGACCGACCUGCCUCGUGGUGCCGGCAUGCAUGGCAAGAGCUGGUCCCCGCGCAGCUCCUCCCUCGUGUCCGUGCGCAGCAAGCAGAUCUCCUCCUCCCUGGAUAAGGUCCACUCCAGGAUCGAGCGGCCAUGCUGCUCUCCAAAAUACGGCUCUCCAAAGCUCCAGAGGAGGUCUUCCUCCAAGCUGGACGCCUCCAAGGACAGGAGCCUGUGGAACUUGCACCAGAGCAAGCAGAAUGGCUCUGCCUGGGCCCGCUCCACCACCACCCGCGACAGCCCCGUCCUCAGCAACAUCAACGAUGGCCUGUCCAGCCUGUUCAGCGUGGUGGAGCACGCGGGCAGCACCGAGUCCAUCUGGAAGCCGGGCUGCGCUGACAGCAGCCGGGCCAAGCCCGAAGCACCCAAGUAUGGCCUCGUGCAGGAGUUCUUCAGGAACGUCUGCGGGCGGGCGCAGAGCCCCACUGCCCCCCAGGAGAAGAAGGAGGCCACUGGGGAGGAGAGCAAGAGAGCCGAGCACCCCAGCCCCGCCACCCACCACGAAAACAUGUCCCGUGUCUUGAACAAGAAGGUCCUCAAGCAGGGCAGCUGCGAGGACCCCAAGCCCUCGUCCCCUGGCCAGGGCAGUAAGGACGCAGCCCUGCGGGACCCUGACCUCAUCUCGGCUAUAGCCAGCGAGGACACGGCGUGUGACUGCAGCUCCCAGUCCCUCACCUCCUGCUUUGCCCGGCCGUCCCGCUCCGCGGUCCGCCACUCCCCCUCCAAGUGCAAACUGCACCCCACGGAGCCCCCCAGGGCGGAGGAGAAGCCGGGGGCCUCGACCUGCAAUGUAAAACCAAGUGCAUUUUAAAAAUACCGAAAUGAGCUACUUUGGAGAGGCACCAAUUGGAUUAAGAGAUUGUGGUUUGGGAGGCUGCAGCGUGGCCCGUGGUCUGCGCCACUCAUCCCUCUGUCACCACCAGAAAAAGCCUUACCCAGGGAGGCAGGGGGCAGCAAGCACAGCCCCCACAGCACUGCAGAGCUCCUGGGGCUGGGGGACUGCGACCCAGUUCCACACAGAGCAGCCUUGGUGCCCCUGUGCAGCUCCGGGAGAGAACAGAGAUUUCUGAGGCAGCUGCCUGACCUAUUUUCCAGCUGCCUGCCAGGGGCCAGGCAGGGAUUCACCCAGAUGGAGCUGCCUGCAGGUGCCUGGGGCUCAACGCAAUGCUCUGGGACUGUGUGCCUUGUUCUGGGGGCUCUGUGCAUGGCUCCAAGGGCUCUGCAUUGGGCUCUGCAUUGCUCCAGGGUCUCCAUCCACUGCUCCGAGGGCUCUGCAUUGCUCUGGGGCUCUAUACAGUGCUUCAGGGGCUCCGUACACUGUUCCACAGGCUCUGUGCAUUGCUCCAGGAGCUCUGUACAUCACUCCAAGGGCUCUGUGCAUUGCUCUGGAGCUCUGUACGCUGCUUCCAGGGCCUCUGCACAUUGUCAUCCCGCAGUUUCUCUUAAGAACUGCUGGUGCUGCCGAGGCUGCUGCCCUCUCCUGUCCGGCCGCUCACUGCCCGCAGCAGCUGCUGCAUCACUGCCACGUUGCAGCCUCCGUCAGCAUCUCCGCGACAGCCGCUCACUGCCGGUGUCCCCGGACACACCAGCAUCAGCCAGGGCCCAGCAGGCCCACUACCCAUGGCCUUUUGCUCCUGCAGCACCCGGCCAGCCCCCGGGGGACCCUCAUCACCCAGCUGGGUGCUGCCCACCCUCACCAGCAGCCAGGGCCAGGCUGUGUCCCUGCCUGCCACGGAGGAGUUGGGUCCAGCACUGCCACGGGCAAUGUCCUGCUGUACAUAGAUAUUUUCGGGGUGGUUUUUAGCAUUUUCAUGGAUAAUUGGGGUUUUGGUUUGGUUUGGUUUUUUUAAAAGACUCUCUACUUUUUGGAAUGUGGUUUCUCAUUUUUAAAACUGCCUUUUAAUUAUUUGUAAUAUUGGUCAGUUCUGUCUUACUCUGUAAAUAGCGGUGCUGGGCAUUUCCCAGGGGGGCUGAGAUGAGGCCGGCAAGGAAUUUGUGGGGAAAAUUUGCUUAAGGUGUGGAGGUGGCUGAUUCUGCUUCAGCCCCUCCAUGAAUUCUGCCCCUGUCCGCAUGCCAGUACCCAGCCUGGGGUGAAACCUGAGGUGUUUUGGGUAAAGCCGUUUGCCCCUGUCCUGUCCUCCUGCUUCCUCUCACCAGCCCAUGCCAAGGUCGCAUGAAGGGCACCUCCUGCUCUGAUGACAGGCUCUCUGCCCACCCCAUUCUGCACCCCUGUUUCAUGCCUGCUUGUUGUGUGAUGAAUAAAGGCCCUGCAACCCCUCACCCCCACCCUUGGUGCUGCCUUCCCGUGCUGUGGUGGGGGGGCCGUGCUGCCUGUCCUGUCUGGGGCAGUGCUGCUGCAGAGGGAGGUGUGGGGUGACGUGAUCCUGUGCCUCUGUUCCUGCCAUCCUGCCUGCUGCCCAGCCACACAUGGUGUCCCAUGCUCUCCUCACCCACCUGUCUGUCCCUGACACCAUCCCCAUGUGCUGACCCCAACUGUGCCACACCAGCAGAGCUCUUUGUCAGCUCCCGUGGGUCCUCACUGCCAGCACUGUCACCAGGCUGCCCUCAGCUCUGCAUUGUCCCUGUGAUGCUGGUGUUGUCACAGCUGCCAUGUGCCAUGCCAGCCUGCCCAGCAGCUCACCCCAGCCUGCACACACACCCACAUCCCCCUUCCCCUGCUGCCCAUGGCUCCCUGCCCUUGUGCCUGCCCUUCAGUUGGACUCGAUGCUCUCAGAGAUCAUUUCCAACCUUAAUGAUUCCCUGAUCACCUGCUGGUCCCAGCCUCCCCUAAGGUUCGCUCCAUGAAACUGUCCCACCCUGACGUCCUCCACCACCCACAAAAACCCACCCUCCUUCUUUUGCUCUUUCAUCAUCCUUCAUGUCCCAUCCUCUUCAUACCUGCUCUUGUUCCAUCCCUCUUUAUUGUGCUCUUUCAUCAACUCUAACCCAACCCAGCCCUCCUUCUUAUGCUACACCCAAUUCUUCUUUCCCAUGUUCCCACCAUACCCCAUCCCUCCUGUGUAUCUUCUUUUAUGUUCCAACCCUUUUUCCACUGCUCCUCUGUUGUUCACUCAUCCCUCCUUCCUUGCAGUCUUCUACUGUGUCCCAUCCUUCCCUGCCACCCUCCUCCAUCACCCACCAGGUCCCAUCCUUCUUUUCUGUGCUCAUCCAUCAGCCACCAUGUCCUGUCCCUCCUUCCUGUCCUGUAUCCUCCUUUGUGUCCUGUCCUUUCUUGUGCUACACUGUCACUCACCACCUCCAAUCCCUCCCUGUUCUCCCCACUCCCUUCACAUCCCAUCCCUCCUUCCACACUCCUUCCAGUGUCCAUCCAGUGUGGGAUGUGUCCCAUCCCUCCCCGCCAUGCUGUGCUCUUCCAUUACCCACCACGUCCCCUCCCACCCUCCUGUGCUGCUGCGUCCUACUCUGCAUCCUAUCCCUCCUUGUUCUCUUCCAUCACCCACUACCUCCCACCCCUCCUUCCUGUGCUCCUCCACUGCCCUCCGUAUCCCACCCUCCAGUCUUCCUGCCACACUUUGAUCGCAUUCCUCUAACCUGCUCCUUCAUUCACCACAUCCUGUUCCAUACCUUCAUUCACCAGCACCUUCUUGUGUUUUCUCCUUCUUCACCUUCACCCUGUCUCAUCCAUCCUUGCCUUGCUUUGCCUCCAGCUUUUCCUUUCAUAUUCAUGUCAACAUCUCACCAUCUUUUUCAGCUCCCACCACUGUCCUCUACAACUUACCAUCAGUUUAUCCCUGCUUAUUCUCCAUUAGCUCCCACCUUCACCCCAACUUCAUCCACUCUUCUUCUCCACAUCUUUCUUCAUCCUCUUCUCUAUUCCUAUCUCCUCUCUCAACCUUUUUCACUUCCCCAUCCCAAAAUCCAGUCUCACCUCCCACUCUUUCACCAUCCUUUCAACUGCUAAUGUCACCCAAUUUUACCUUCUCCACCUCCACAUUUCCAAUCCUUGUGCUUAUCCUUUUCCCAUUUCCUCAUUUUCCUCCACUCCCUCCAGUCUUUGUCUUCUUCUGUCCCUUUAGUGUCUCUCGUUCCUCCUGUCAUCCAGGUCCAUCUCCCAGUAUUUCCUCAUCCCUCCUCCUCUUCUCCAUCUCCCCUCCAUCUUUUCCUCCACCACCUGCCAUCUAAUCUCUCUUUGUUUUCCUCUUUGAUUUUGUCCACCUUCUUCAUCCUCCACUUCCCACUGUCCUCCAUCCUUCCCCAUGCCCCACACCACCCACUAUUUGCCUGUCCUUCCUCAAUGUCCACUUCCUUCUAUCUGUCUGGUCUCUUCAUCCUCCCCAACCUUACAUUUCAUAUUCAUUGUCCCUUCCACCAUAUUCCAUCUCCUCCACCCUCCAUCUCAAAACUUCUUCCUCCACCUCAGUUCUUCUUGUGACCCUUCACUUCCGAUUGUUCCCCAUACUUUUUCCUGCAGUUUCACCUCUUCCCUGUCCCUCUCACACAUGGCCUCUGGCUAUCUCACCAUCCUCUGUCAUCUGCCUCCCACAGUGUCCCUGUUUCUCCUUAUGCUCCUCCACUUUUCCCCACCUUCCUAUCCCUCUUUAUCCUCUAAGUGUCCACAACCUCACAGAUUUCUCUCUCCACCCCUCCCUGACCUCCAGCCAUCCUUCCUUACCUCACAGCUCCCUCUCUGGCCUUACAUUCUCCUUCAUCUCUUACCUCUGUCCUGACUUCCAAUCUUCUCCCAGCCUGACUUCUCCCAUUCCUCUCUGCACUCUUUUACUCCCAGCACAUCUGACUCCAGCUACAAUUUUCUGCUUCUCUUCCCACUUCUCCUGCCUUAUAUCCCAUUCCUUACCAACCCGGGAAAGCCACUACCAGCUCAGCCACCCCUGAUACACACAGGAAGGACCCUUCCUGACAUCAGAAAACACUUCUCCCUAGGGCUAGUGCAGUUGGAAUUGGUCAUGGGGGAAAAGGGGAUGACCUCUGCCCUUGGAAGGUUUCAGUAACCAGAUAAAGGUUUCAGCCAGAUAAAGUCAGCAAUGUCCCAGUCUAACAUUAGCAAUAACUGAUGCGGAACAUGCAGCUUGACUAGAUUCCCCCAGGAUCACUUCCAGCAGUGAAGGAUUUCCAAGAGGGGUGAGAAAGGCCAGGAAUGGCUUUGAAUGCAUUGCCUGGGAUGCUGUAGGACAUGAAGAAUGAUCCCUGCCACUUGCAGCUGCUCCAUGGUGCUCAAGCAGACCCACCACACACUGCUCCAGCAGGACCAUCCCAUGCUCCACAAGGACCAUCCCACCAUGCUCAAGCAGGGCCAUCCCAUGCUGCCUGAGCCGGACCAUCCCAUGCUAAUUGAGCAGGACCAUUCCAUGCUGUUCCAGCAGGACCAUCCCAUGCUGAUUGAGCAGGACCGUCCCGCCCUGCUUGAUCAGCAGCACCCCAUACUACUCAAGCAGGACCUCUCCAGGCUGCUUGGCCAGGAUCAUCCUAUGUAGCUGGAGCAGAACCUUCCCAUGUUGCCCAUGCAGGACCACCCCAUGUCACUUGAGCAGGACCACUCCAGGCUGUUUAAGCAGGACUAUUCCAAGGCUGCUUGAGUACCGUGGACCAAACCAAAGAGGCUUCCUGAAAAAGCCGCCAGCUCCCAGGCCAGUGAGUGAUCCCUGAGAUGUCCCCUCAGACCCAAGAGCCAGGGAUCUUUCAUCAUCCUUGUUUUCUGCCCAUUGGGCUGGGCCCUGCAGGGCCAUCCCCUUCCAACAGCCUUACAGCUGCAGUAGGGCACCAGGCUGCUGGCAGUGCUGCCUAGGGGAGGACAGGUCUCCUCUCCAUUCCAAGGGAGCUCCAAACCCUGCAGGAUCUGCACGCAGGGCCUUCUCAGAGCAUCCCAUGUCACUCACGCACAAGGGCCAGCCAGCCUCACUUCCCUGAAGACUCUGCCUUGCCAUGCUGGAGGCUCCCAGCCAUCUCAUGGAGGGGAGGAUGCCCUUUCCUAGGGGAUGUCCCACUGCAGGGACACAGCACCCAGUGUCUUUAUAGGGUGGGUGUAACAUUUGUAAAGCAUUCCUGCCUAUAUGCCUUCCUGGCUGGGAAAUCUGGGGGAGGGUGGAGGGAAUUUGCUACCUGUAUUAGGAACUAGCUGAACUUACGUGUCUCCCCAAGCUGGAUUUCUUAUUCCAAAUGUUCAAACUGUUGUAUAUUGUACUGGGAUUUUUACAUUGAAUUAUUGUAGAAAACAAAAAUUUAAACCGAGUCUGUUAAAAAAUAAACAUUAAAAAUCUCUAUGAAAAAAUGAA